Messenger RNA from Penicillium malachiteum, 1890 nucleotides. RefSeq lists its product as uncharacterized. The coding region runs from base 1 to 1890 and encodes 629 amino acids. Lineage: Eukaryota; Fungi; Ascomycota; Eurotiomycetes; Eurotiales; Aspergillaceae. The record is from RefSeq and is a predicted model, not a curated record. The transcript is spliced from 4 exons.
AUGGCCUCAAACUCGAGCUCAUUUUAUGGUCCCAACUUUGGCCUUACAGUUGGACAAAAUAGCGGAAACAUAUCAGCCAUUUUCACAGCUAACGAUACGAGCGAAGCCCGUGAGAAGGCUCGUCCAAGUCCAUCAUCGACGGUUCCAUUUCCUAGAGACCCAGAUUUUGUUGAUCGCCCAGAAAUUCUUGUGCGAAUAGACGAGGCUUUAUCCCAGCCAGCAGCAAGAAUAGGUUUAGCCGGGAUUGGAAAGUCCCAACUGGCCAUCGAAGCCUCAUAUCGACUCCUGCUUCAAAAUCCCCAUACAUGGAUCUUCUGGAUCUAUGCAGGGAGUGCUGCCCGAUUCAAGCAGAGCUUCGAAGAGAUUGCGACUCGAACAGGAACCCAAGGCCAGAGAGAUCCUGGAACAAAUGUAUUCGAGUUGGUUGAGGCAUGGCUCAAUAGCGAAGAAAGUAGAAAAACGCAAGAGAAGCCGCGCAAGCCCUUGCUCAACUAUAUCCCAAAAAGUCGGGGUGCAGUCGUUGUGACUGGUCGAAAUGAAAAAGCCGUUGUGAAGAUUGUUGGUCGCAGGAACUUGAUUCAGAUCAACCACCUGCCGGAGUCUGAGGCUAUUGAUCUUUUGCACAAGAAACUUAUAUUGCCAGGGGAUAAAACAAAAGUCAGCGACCCAGACACUUCAAAGAGACUUGUCAAAGAACUUGGCUUCUUGCCAUUAGCCAUUAGCCAAGCAGCCGGGUUCAUUUCUUAUUUUUCACCACGUUGCUCAGUCUCUCAGUAUCUUGAGAAAUUCCUCAACAGCGAUCAUAGUGCCGUCAUGCUCUUAGAACAUGAAGUAUCCGAGGAGGACUCACUCAAUAGAGACUGGGAGGCAGAGAAAUCCAUCGCAACAACGUGGCAACUUUCAUUCGAUCACAUUGCGCGAGUGCACCCUCCUGCCGCAGAUUUAUUAUCAUUGAUGUGCUUCUUCGAUCGCAACGAAAUCCCAGAAUGCGUUCUCCACGUGCUAACGAAAAGCUCCAAGCAACAGACGGGUCUGCAAAGCGACACCAAAAAAAGAUCACACUCAGAAAUGGAAGACUCGGAUCAAGAGUUCGCCGUCAAUAUCGGUGUUUUGAGAGAUUUCGCCCUCAUCACCAUGAUCAGUAGCAAAUCUUUUACCAUGCAUAGGCUUGUACGAUCGAUUACCCAGUCCUGGCUGCGGAAACAACUGGGAAGGUUCGACUUCUGGUAUACGCAAUUCAUCAAUAAUCUCCGCCGCGAGUUUCCGAGAAAGUUCGAGAAAGCCGAGGAUCUCGAAAAGGGUCGUCUCCUCUCUCCGAGUAUUUUCCAGAUCUAUUCUUUUGCCGUUGAACGGCAGCAAAGAUCUUCACAUGCCCAGCCAAAAGUAACAGCUGAAGAAUACCAUCUACUUGAGAUGAUACGAUUUUACGAAACACAAGCUACAGAGAGGGCCAUGGUAGACUUUCUCAACGAUAAGAUGGCUCUUGCAAUUCAAGGCCUACACCGUCGAAUAGCGGAAGUCUUACCAAAUCUAAACUCGGAGUCCGGUGAAAUGCUGCUAUUUGAGACAGAGAGUCUGAUUCAAGACAACCAGCUGGAUAUCACCCGGAGGCUUUCCAUGCUAGCCGCAUCUCAAGAGCAUUUUCAAGACAUAGAAAAUAUGAUGAAGCGAGUGGAUGAGACUGGUCAAGAUAUUACUGUUGACUUUACCGAUGAGCUAGCCUCUGGAUUGGAUGCCAUGAAAAAUAUCAUAUCUACUUCUAAUCCAAGCAAGGUAACUGGCCUGGUAACAAUGACACUCAGGUGCUGCGAGGAAAUAGACAAGCAAUUUGUGGAGAAUUCCGGAGCUCAACAUUCAUCGUACCUUGGGGAAAGGUUGAUACCUCGCUAA